Molecule: messenger RNA, 1854 nt
Organism: Penicillium daleae
Lineage: Eukaryota; Fungi; Ascomycota; Eurotiomycetes; Eurotiales; Aspergillaceae
Product: putative ATP-dependent Clp protease
Exons: 2
Coding region: 1-1854 (617 amino acids)
Biological process (GO): proteolysis; protein catabolic process
Cellular component (GO): mitochondrial matrix
Molecular function (GO): ATP binding; ATP hydrolysis activity
Source: RefSeq, a predicted model, not a curated record
AUGCUGUGGCAGCCUCUCCAGCGUCGGCUCCUUCUUGCCCGGGCGCAUCGCGAGGCUGUCCGGCCUGAUCGGUAUGCCCGAUGUCGGCCAAGGCUAUCGUUCGUCAGCCAGACACGCAUGCUCUCGACCUCCUCCACGAGCUUCCCAACCUUUUCGCAAUUUAACCGGUCAGAUUUCACAACACAGCCAUUCACCGGGAGCUAUGAGACAGGAUUGCCGACGACCGGACCCCUGGGCUCCACGCCAGCCUUUGGCGCCCCCAGGAUUACACCGAAGGUGCUAAAGCAGUAUCUAGAUCAAUAUGUCGUGGGCCAGGAUCGCGCGAAGAAGGUUUUGAGCGUCGCGGUCUACAAUCACUAUCAGCGAGUGCAGGAGCUCCAGCGUCGCGAGGAGGAAGCGGAAGAGCUGCUAGCGAAAAGGCAACGGAGGGAAGCACUGGAAAGCCAUCCCUUGGAAGAUGAAUUUCCCGGCCAACAACGAACCGUUGGUCUCCCCAAUAGCUCCAAACCACGCCCGAAUAGCCUGCUGGAUCAUGGGGAACUAGUCGACACGUCCCCACUGCAACUCGACAAGUCAAACAUCUUACUUCUGGGGCCGUCCGGCGUGGGCAAGACGCUGAUGGCGAAAACACUUGCCCGUGUUUUAUCCGUUCCAUUCAGCAUCUCCGACUGCACACCGUUUACGCAGGCUGGUUAUAUUGGAGAAGAUGCUGAAACGUGCGUGCACCGGCUUCUGGCUGCUGCGAACUAUGACGUUGAGCAGGCGGAGCGAGGUAUCAUUGUGCUUGACGAGGUGGACAAGAUUGCGGCAGCGAAAGUGAGCCACGGCAAGGACGUUGGCGGCGAGGGAGUCCAACAAGCUCUCCUCAAGAUUAUCGAGGGCACCACAAUCCAAGUGCAGGCCAAGCCAGAGAAGAACCCUCGUUCGACCAGUCCUCCAAACUCGUACCCAUCGAAUAGUCCGCUGGGCACUACACCUUUCCAACCGCACAACAAUACCCCAGCGGCUAAAGGGGAGGUCUACAAUGUGCGCACAGACAACAUUCUGUUCGUGUUUUCGGGCGCAUUCGUGGGGCUGCACAAAGUAGUUAUGGACCGAAUCUCGCGUGGCUCAAUGGGAUUCGGUCAACCGGUUCGGGGAUCGUCGAUACUGGGUGGCCUACCGGGCACAUCUAAUGCGUCACCCGAUGAGGCCAAGCCAAUCUUACCAGGAUCCGAAGAAGAAGCGUUAUACAAGAAACACCUCCCCUUCUUCACCUCAGCAUCUCCAACCUCACAAAGCAGCGAGCCCACAUACUUCAAUGCCCUCGACCUUCUAACUCCAGCAGACCUGCAAAGUUACGGGUUCAUUCCCGAAUUGAUUGGCCGGAUACCCGUCACCGCCGCUCUGUCAACACUAACACAGCCCUUGCUUCUACGCAUUCUCACCGAACCCCGCAACUCCCUCCUAGCCCAAUACACAACCCUCUUCUCGCUCUCAGGUAUCGAGCUGCGCUUUACAACGCCGGCGUUACAUAAGAUCGCAGCGAACGCAUUCAAGAUGGGAACAGGGGCACGCGCCCUCCGCACAGAGAUGGAAACCAUCCUUAGCGACGCCAUGUUCGAAGCCCCAGGCUCCAGCGUAAAAUUCGUCCUGGUAACUGAGGCUGUGGCCGACCGCCAAGAACAGCCGAUAUAUCUUGCCCGCGGCCAGGGAGGCAAAUUCCACGCUAUGAUCUCCGCGGAGGAGAGCGAGUGGGAAGAGAAGAUGCGGACAGAUAAGAAGAAAGAGAAGAAACCAAAGCCGCAGGCUGAUGUUGACAAUGCACCGCAUGCAUCGAACUUUCAGGAAUAUCGCAAGCGAGCAAUUGGUUAG